CGACACCUGAAUACUCGAUCGACGCCAGAAUCCUUCAAAUCCCAAGACUCGCUUCACGGGAGCUUUUAAACAUCUGCUACUUCCUGAUCUACGCUGCUCCUUUCACCUACCGAAAAUCCUUUCAAAAAAUGGCAAAGCUAUCACUCAUCCUACCAUUACUGGCAUCCUGGUUCAUUGCGACAGCAUGUGCGGACUGCUACUGGCCAGACGGAACCAAAUUCACUGACUAUCCAGCAUGUGACGUCCAGGCCAAAGAUGGAUUCAGCAACUGCUGCGGUAACUCAGAUAUGUGUACGACGAAUGGCUUCUGCAAAUGGAACUUCUUCGCGAACAGCUCUCUCCUCUGGAGGAACGGAUGCACCGAUCCAAGUUGGAAUUCGCCGAAUUGCGCCCAGUACUGCAAGACCGACCGAGCUACCGGCAAAUUAUCGAAUACACCACAGCUGGUGGUCGCUUGCUCUCAAACGACAUACUGCUGCUCGACGUACGCAUUCAACGCGUCUGCACUACCCACGGACGAUCCAGCUUUAUAUUCCGGGUGUUGCAGCGACCCGAGUGCGAUCUUCGAUGCUGGAGUAGCGGGCUAUCUCUCCGGAAGGAAGGAUUUCACCACUUCGCAAUUCCCAAUGACAGCCACUUCCACCGCCAGUUCAUCUACGUCGCCCACGACCAGAACUUCAGCACCCCCAUCAUCAUCACCAUCAUCGUCAUCAUCAACAGGAGCCAACUCCGCAGCUCCCUCCUCGCAACCCAGUGAGCUGACUUCAGGCGCCAAAGCGGGAAUCGGCAUCGGUGUCGCCGUCGCGGCAGUCGUCGCAGCCGCACUGGGCGCAUGGCUAUUUCUGAGGUUCAAAGCGCGACGCAGAGCGACGGCAUCCAGCAUCAGGGCUGCAGAGGUACACGAUGUGAAAGAACCCGUACUCGAUAACAACUACUAUGAUUCAGAGUGGCAGGCAGCUGCGCCACCAUCGGAGUUGGAUUCGCGAGCAGUGGAGCCUGCCGAGCUGCCAGGCAUAAAUCGAAACGGGAGCAGACGGGAAUUACCCUGAGUGGGAGGGGGGUGCGAUCGGUGGAAUCGCGUCGCCUGGACGGGUGAUGAGAUACCGAUGUACAAGCAUUGGAUUUGGGAGCGGCGAGGACCGUAGCUUUCCUCGCUCUUAUAGAGCAAGAUACCCCGGCAUCGGCCAAAUUCGCAUAACGGCCGGAACUUCAAUAUGGACAAGUCACGUUCAAAACGAGGCACCUUGAUGACUUAUACUGAGACUGCGAUUGG
Messenger RNA from Dissoconium aciculare CBS 342.82, 1273 nucleotides. RefSeq lists its product as uncharacterized. The record is from RefSeq and is a predicted model, not a curated record. The transcript is spliced from 2 exons. Lineage: Eukaryota; Fungi; Ascomycota; Dothideomycetes; Mycosphaerellales; Dissoconiaceae. Bases 129 to 1049 code for a protein of 306 amino acids.